AACACAGAGGCACGGGAAGUGUACAAUCUAUCUGUUGUACUUCUAGGGUUGACUCAGUCAAACUACAUUCUGAGAGCGCGUAGAGAACAACUUUGGCCUACUUGCAGUCAUGGACUCAGAGAUUCUGAACGUAGAGGAGAUCGUGAUGGGGGGAAUCCCAAAUCCACCUCCUGAAGCUCCCCCUGAAAAGCCAGCAGAGCCGUGCAAACCUCUCGUUCUGAAUGGACCUCAGGCACCUGCUGUCCAGUCCUACCAGCAUGAAAACCUGCAGUGUUUCCAGUGUUUCAUCACAUUCUGCAAUGCCAAAGCCAAGGAGAGGCACAUGAAGAAGAGCCAUCGGGAAGAGUACAAACAACAGCUUCAGCAGGGAAACACGCUGUUUACAUGCUACGUGUGCGACCGCUCUUUUCCAUCGUCAGAGGAAUUAACACAACACCAGCCAAUGCACAGCAGUGACGACAAACCCUUCAAAUGCAUUCACUGCAAGGAGAGCUUUAAAACGUUUUCAGAGCUCACAACUCAUAGGAGACAGGUGUGUCCAGAGAGACAGAUUGUUUGUAAAGAUUGCAACGCAGUCUUCCGUAGUCCUGGCCUGCUGCGGACUCAUCGCCUGACCCAGCAUCCACGCCCGGAUGAGACUGCAGAACAGCUAGAGGACCCUACAAAAACCCAUCACUGUAAGAAGUGCGGGCAGGGGUUUGAAGCCGAAUCAGAGCUGCUGGAGCACCAGGAGAAGUAUCCUGAAGGUCAGCAAUGCAAUGGCAGCGCUUCACCCAUCAAGAAACGUGGGCGGCCUCCCAAAACCGAAGACCCCGCAGGUGGUGAGAAAAAGGGGAAGAAAAGAAAGAAGGACGAGGUAGAGGAGACGGCGAAGGCCAGCAGCACGUUGGAGCCAGCAGAAGAAAAGGGAAAAACAGUCGGAGCGAAGCGUGGCCGUCCUCCCAAAGCAACUCCCAAAUCAGAAACGGAAGACGUAAGUGCCGAAGAUGACCCUCAGGGUCAAGCAAAGGAGAUGAAGCCUAAAGCAGAGCCCACUCCACCCCGUCAGCACCCCUGUCCCGACUGUGACCUCGUGUUCCCUGGCUUGGUUCAGCUCCGCGCCCACAAGAAGGAGAAACACACGCCACGGAAAGCCCAUCCCUGUGAGGAAUGUGACGAGAGCUUCGCCCGUCCCGAGCAGCUGGACGCCCACAUGUUGCGGGCUCACGCCGUUGGACGCUUCGCCUGUCCGACCUGCGGGAAGAGCUUCAGCCGUGAGCGCACCCUGAGUGCUCACCAGAAGAGCCACCCAGAGGAGAAACCUGAGACCCCAAGUGCAAAAAGAUAAUUAGAACAUGGGGACCCUGCAGAAAAGUUUGUGCUUUUUGAAUAUUUUUAGUCAUGAAGUUGCCCCUUUUUCUUUUAGGUUGGAGGACAAUAUAGUUGAGAAGGUUUUCCAAACACCUUUGAGAAUCAUUUUUUAAGAGGUUGUCAAAUUUGAAUCUGUUUGAU
This is a messenger RNA of Nematolebias whitei (Rio pearlfish), 1491 nucleotides long. Its product is annotated as zinc finger protein 626. The record is from RefSeq and is a predicted model, not a curated record. The transcript has 5 exons. Lineage: Eukaryota; Metazoa; Chordata; Actinopteri; Cyprinodontiformes; Rivulidae. Gene Ontology annotation, cellular component: nucleus. Gene Ontology annotation, molecular function: DNA-binding transcription factor activity, RNA polymerase II-specific; RNA polymerase II cis-regulatory region sequence-specific DNA binding. Gene Ontology annotation, biological process: regulation of transcription by RNA polymerase II. Bases 110 to 1327 code for a protein of 405 amino acids.